AUGCCCCCCGUGGCAGCAGGCCUCGUCGUCUUCUUCUUCGCCGUCCUCCUCUCGGCGGCUGCUGGCGGCGAUGCGGCUGUUGUCGAGCACACGUUCGUUGUGAACCAGGUGCGCAUGCGGCAUCAGUGCAACGACACGCUGGUGACGGUGGUGAACGGGCAGUUCCCCGGCCCGGCGGUGGAGGCCACGGAAGGCGACACCGUCGUCGUCCACCUCGUUAACCAGUCACCCUACGGAAUAACAAUCCACUGGCAUGGCGUGAAGCAGCGGCUGACGUGCUGGGCGGACGGAGCCGGUAUGAUAACGCAGUGCCCGAUCCAGCCCAACACGACCUUCACCUACCGGUUCGACGUCACCGGGCAGGAGGGCACCCUGUGGUGGCAUUCCCACGUCUCCGCGCUCCGGGCCACCCUGCACGGCAUCAUCGUCAUCCGCCCCAGGUCCGGCGCCUACCCGUUUCCCAAGCCCGACGUGGAGGUCCCGGUCAUCAUCGGUGAGUGGUGGCAGAGGGACCUCGUCAAGGUGGACCAGAACUUCUCCAUCGGGGGCUCGUUUGAAGAUAACCCCGCCGCCAUCGCCAUCAACGGCAAGCUCGGAGACCUCUACAACUGCUCCGGCGUAGCAGAGGACAACUUCGUGCUGGACGUGGAGCCCGGCAAGACGUACAUGCUGCGGCUGGUGAACGCGGCGCUCUUCUCCGAGUACUACUUCAAGGUCGCCGGGCACAAGCUCACAGUGGUCGGCGCCGACGCCAACUACGUGAGGCCCUUCACCACGGACGUUGUGGCUGUCGCGGCCGGCGAGACCAUUGACGUGCUCAUGGUCGCCGACGCCCGACCCUGCCGGUACUACAUGGCUGCCCUGGCCAACCAGCCGCCAGUGCCUGACCCGCAGAUCCCGGAAUUCGUCUCCAGAGGGGUGGUGCAGUACAAGAACAUCCCCAGCGAUGCGCAAAACUGCACAGAGAAAUCGCCUCUCAUGCCUGCUAUGCCUGACCAGCACGACACGAUCACGACCUUCUACUUCCAUGGAAAUCUCACCGGCCUGCAGCCUGGUGGUAACCCGCUGCUGCCUCAGGUCCGGGAUCGUGUGGACGAGCGGCUGUUCCUCACGCUGGGCAAGGGCUCCAUGUGCACGAACAACAAAACGUCCUGCAAGCGAGGAGGAAACCCGGAGUCCUUCGAGGUGGCCUACAUCAACAACGUGUCCUUCCACCGCCCGGAGACCACGGCGGUGCUCCAAGCGCGAUACUACGGCGGCAAGUUGAACAACAACGGCGUGCCGGUGCAGGACCUGCCCAGCAGGCCGCCAAGGGCGUUCAACUUCACCGACCCGGUGCUCAUACCGGUCGUGCCCGGCGGCAAGAUGGAGGAGCUCGAGCCCACGCGCAAGGCCACCAUGACGCGCCGGUUCGCGCAUAACGCCACCGUGGAGGUGGUCUUCCAGAGCACGGCCACCAUGCAGAGCGACUCCAACCCGAUGCACCUCCACGGCCACGACUUCUUCGUGCUCGCGCAGGGCCACGGCAACUACGACGCCGCCCGGGACGUCAGGAGCUACAACCUCGUGGACCCGCCCAUGAAGAACACCGUGCAGGUGCCGAGGCUCGGGUGGGCCGCCAUCCGCUUCGUCGCCGACAACCCCGGGGCGUGGUUCCUGCACUGCCACUUCGAGUUCCACAUGGCCAUGGGCAUGGCCGCCGUGUUUGAGGUGGACAACGGACCCACGCUCGAGACCACUCUCCCACCACCACCUUCGGAUCUGCCAAAGUGCACGAGAUAG
Messenger RNA from Triticum dicoccoides, 1782 nucleotides. RefSeq names its product laccase-19-like. Bases 1 to 1782 code for a protein of 593 amino acids. The record is from RefSeq and is a predicted model, not a curated record. Gene Ontology annotation, molecular function: hydroquinone:oxygen oxidoreductase activity; copper ion binding. Gene Ontology annotation, biological process: lignin catabolic process. NCBI's taxonomy places the organism in Eukaryota, Viridiplantae, Streptophyta, Magnoliopsida, Poales, Poaceae. Gene Ontology annotation, cellular component: apoplast. The transcript is spliced from 3 exons.